ACUACGACGAAUGACCAUGUCAUUAACUGACGAGAUUGCUCAAAGAGCUGAGACGGAUUCAGGCCGAUUUUACUUCAAAAUGGAACAACUAUUCUCUCUUUUGGGAAAAUGGUUUUCUUAUUUAUUGUUUGUGUCGACUCUCACACUUAUAGUUCCACCAAUUUGCUUCACAUUUUACGAUCUUUGGCAGAAUGAUAACAUGACCAAGGAUAUGUGGGAAUUGCCAAUGAAAAUCACACUCCCGUUCGAAAUCAAUAGUGUCCCGAUAUAUUUGGUGGUACUUUUUGUGUCAUCAAUCAGUAUUUGGUCAAUGACGAUUUGCAAAACGAUGACAGCUGAAAUAUUUUAUCGCUUUGGACUGCAUUUAUUGGCCCGAUGCCAGGAUAUGGAACUGUUGUUGGAAAACAUUGGCAAUUUGUAUAAAAUGUUAAGUAGCGAAAAUGUUGAAAUUGACACAUAUUUGAAUUUGUAUUUGUUUUCUGUUCUAUUCAGAAACAAUAAGAAGAAAAUUAAGGACUUCGGUGGCAAACUGAGAGUUGAAUUGAUCGAAGUUAUUUCAUUGCAUGGCAAAAUGCUGGAGUGAGAUAUUGAAUGAAUCCAUUCAAAUGUUCGAAAUCGUUGAUUAUAAUCAAUUUUGAAUAAUAUAUCUACUUCCAGUUUCUUUCGGGGCUAUGACAAGGUGACAAGUGGAAUCAUAUUCUUUGAAUUCACAACGUUGUUUUUCCUACUUGCUGCUGCUGGAUGCUCAUUGAUCAAAAGAGUACAAUAUCAAUUAAUUCAGCAAUACAUUGAAUUUUGAAACAUAUUGUUUUGUUUUUUCAAUGGUUUACAGCCAAUAACUGAUUUCGAUGUCAAUACGAUCAAAUUUAAUUUUGUCGUAAUGAGCGCACUAUGUUCCAUGUUCAUAU
Sitodiplosis mosellana (orange wheat blossom midge) is the source of this 908-nucleotide messenger RNA. RefSeq lists its product as uncharacterized. The transcript is spliced from 3 exons. The record is from RefSeq and is a predicted model, not a curated record. NCBI's taxonomy places the organism in Eukaryota, Metazoa, Arthropoda, Insecta, Diptera, Cecidomyiidae. Bases 11 to 583 code for a protein of 190 amino acids.